AUCUUGGAAUGUGCUGCAGACCUCAGAAGCCAUUUUGAGAUGAUGUCCCUGUUGAGAAAACCUAUGAAGAUGCUGAAAUCAACGAACAUGGUUACAUUUCUAUCUGUUUCUCCCUCCGUCUCCUCUAUUUCACCAUGGCAGCUGUCAACCGACGGGACAUUAGCAAAGCGGGGUAUCAAGCUGUGCUCACAGAGUUAAAACGUCAUUGAUAUGAAAGAGGAGAGUGUCUGUUUACUGUCUCUGUCGAGACAUGUAACACCGUGAGUUUUUUCCAGUCUGAAAUCUUCCAGCAUCUCUCACAACCCAACGUCUCCUUGAGUGACUGAGUUAAUUCACUCUUGUACCGGAGAGAAGGGAGGCAGAUCCGUUUUCCAAUGGCUUCUGUGAGCCUUGUUUCCAGUCCCCCAGCCCCUGUUCUUGACAAAAACAUGACAGACUCUGAGCUUGCAGGGGAUGAAAGAGAGGAUGGCGAACUGGAAGAUGGAGAAAUAGAUGAUGAAGGGAUUGGAAUUGAAGAGGAAAACAAAGAGGCUACAGAGGUGAAUGAAGACAAAGAGAAGGAAAAGGGAAAAGAAAAAGCUAAAGAGAAAGAGAAAGAAGAAAAGACUCACAGGCACUCCAGGAAAAGAUACAAAAAGACCAAGGAGAAGAGGAGGUCUAAAAGGAGGAGGCGUGACAGACAGAAACACCACUCCCCCUCCAGCAGCUCCAGCUCGGACAGUUAUGACUCUGACUUCGACCGACCAGAAAGGCCCAAAAACCGCAAGAGCCAGGGAUCUAGCCGCGAGUCUGAUGGCCAGUCCUCUCAACACGGACGGGAUUCAAAGGGAGGCCAUGGCAACUCACAGAAGUCCCCACCACACAAGAGCAGUGAUUUUGACAAAUACAGUGACUACAGUGAUGACAAGUAUGACUAUGACGAAGAGGAGGAUGAUUACGAAGAUGACAUGUCCGAGUACCCGCCGUCAAAAGAUUCAGCUUCCCUGAGUCAGGGAAAGGGACGCCAUGCUAAAGACCAGAUGAAGAGAGGAAACAUGAGGGGGAUGAAACAACAGCAGUUUGGGCUGAGAGGAAGGGGCAGAGGGAGUGGACCAGGAAGAGGACGUGGGAUGCUCAACAAAAACAAGAAGCUGAAGGGCAAACCAUGGGGAGGACGUGGACGAGGUCAAGGAGGAGACCAGGGUAUGGAAGACAUGGCACUGGAAGGAAAAAAUUCUUCCGGUUUUCAGAAGAAACGGCCAAUUAUGAGCAAGGAGUUUAUCAAUCAGCACACAGUUGAACACAAUGGUAGAUACAUCUGCAAGUAUUUCCUGGAGGGUCGAUGCAUCAAGGGGGAGCAGUGCAAGUUUGAACAUGAGCUCGUCGUACCAGAUAAAAAAAGGGAGCUUUGUAAAUUUUACCUCCAAGGAUACUGCAGUAAAGGAGAUAAUUGCAUUUACAUGCACAAUGAAUACCCAUGCAAGUUCUUUCAUACUGGAGCCAAAUGUUAUCAAGGGGACAACUGCAAAUUCUCCCACGAGGCUUUGACCGAUGUGACCAAAGAGUUGCUUGAUAAGAUAAUUAACACUGAAGAGGAGAACGCCCGUGAGGAUGAGUUGGAGCUGGAGGAUCUGAGAAAGCAGGGUAUCGCCCCACUUCCAAAGCCUCCUCCUGGGGUGGGGUUGCUGCCCACUCCUGGCCAGAGCAGUCCUACAGAUGGAGCGUCUGGCCAAGCAGGGAAGAAGAUCCCCUCCCUGUUUGAAAUCAAGGUUCAACCUACUGUAGACUUGGCACAAAAAAUUGGCCUGAGUGGAUCCAACUUUUCCCAGAAUCAAGGUGAAGGCACAAAUCAGUUUAGUGGAGGCUCAGAGGACACGCAGAGUGGAGGCAUGGUGCCUUCAGGCCCCUCUGCUCCUUCAAUUCCUCCCCCUGGAUCACCUGUUCCCAUGUGUCACCCCACUGGACCAUCCAUGCCCCAGAGCCCCCCAGGACAGCUCCCACCACAUGGAUUUCCAAUGCAGCCACCAAUCCCCUCUGGUCAACCCCCACCCUUCCUUGGAAACCGACCUAAUAUCAGCCCCCAGAUGAAUAUGCAGAGGCCUCCAUUCCCUCCUAUACCAGAUCUGCAGAUGUUGCAAAGUCUCUUCCCUUUUCCAUCGUUGGGUCAGAACCCAGUAGAUUUCUUCAGCAACUUUGUCCGAAACCAGGCCAUGGGUCAACAAGGAGACCCUGGUCUGGGCUUCAUACAGAACCUCCAGCAGCAGAUGGGCGCAGAGUCACAGUUGCAGUCUUUACCACCAGCAGUACAGAAAGCCAUCUUUUUACACCUGACACAGCAGCAACAGCAGCAGCAACAACAAAAAGACUCACAUCCACAGGGGAAUGAGCCACAGAGAGCAGAGGGCCAGGAUGAUAAUAAUGCAAACAGAGCAGAUGAAACUACAAACUGGUACUCAAGCGAUGAGGAGGAUGGAAGCUGUGUUUCCUCCAUCCUUAAAUCUCUAAAGAAGCAGAAUGAGAUGCAGCAGUCUCAGUCCAAGCCCCUCCAGGUAGCUCCGGUGGCUCCAGUACUGGGUGACCCUCGGCUUGUGAAGGAGAGGGCCCUGCCAAGUGACCCCCGUGUGAAGGCAGACCCUCGUCAGCGACCCCCAGAUAUGAAAAAGGAGUCAGAUGGAGCUGCAGACCCACGGCUUUCCAGAGACCCCAGGAAGAUGAGACCAAUGGAGCCAAGUUCAUAUCGCCAGCAGAGCCACCCUGUUCCUCAGAAACCUCCUACAGGCGAUGAGGAUGAGGAAGGAGAGAGGGAACUCAGGGACAAAGCUGUUCUCAUCCCUCUAGAUGCCAGCCCAGGUGUGGUGCUGCGGGACCCUCGUUGCCAGUUAAAGCAGUUUAGCCACAUUCGCGUGGACAUCCUGCUCCAGCGCCCAGCCUUCGCUCAGACAGUGGUGUGGGCCCCUGAGGACCUCAUCCCUUCCCUUGUGCCCAAACAGGAACACUCCAUCAAUCUGCCCCUUCCACCCCUAAUUGCAGAUGCUCAGAUGAACCGAACAAGCCUGCCUGACCACCCCCCCGUCUCCAGCCCUCCACCGACUGACCCCAGACUGGCAGCUGCACGUUUGAAGGAACGUAUGAGUCGAUUGCCCACUGGAUCUCUAGAGUCUCGACCCUCCACUGAAAGACCUGCAGAUCCGCGUCAGCAGAAGACUCUGGACCCCAGACUCAAGCGUACAGGAAGUCUGGACUCUAAGCUGCUGGGUCAGAAAGAGCCCUCCUCUGGGGGAGGAGUUGCGGACCCCAGGCUACAAAAGGCCAGUGCUAGCUCUUCACUUCAAGCUGCGCGAGCCAAGCCAGAGCCUGAGAGGCUGCCACCGUAUGCCCCUCGUCUGGCCUCCUCUGGUGGAGGGCUAGAGAGUCCCACUACAAUCCUUGGGGGCAUCAGUCUGUACGAUCCUCGUAAUCAAACCGAGCAGGCUCAGAAGGAGCAAGCAGAGCCUCCUAAAAAGGUGGGGAUUCUGAAACACCCAGAUAAGAAAGACAAUACUCCACCACCAUCACUCUCACUAACCCAGCGAAGUGGCUCUUUCGAAGAGGCCAAAAGCACAGACGUAGCCUCAGAUCAGCCUCCACCUUCCAGUUCUCCCACAGUGCCUCCUUCCUCACCUGUCAAACCCCCCGCAGUUCAUAAUCUCCCCAUCCAGGCACUGGCCGGGCUGAUCCGACCCCAGUACACUGACUCCAGACAGGCCAAACUUGGAGGACAGGGCUCUACAGGAGCACAAGAAGAGGCAGAGGAAAAGAAGGAGCAGGAGAAGGCCAUGGAGGAAGAACCAAAACAGGACGAUCCAGAGGAGGAGGUAGACGACAGGACACUUAAAGAUGUGUUCAAGACUUUUGAUCCCACUGCUUCCCCUUUCUGUCAGUAAAUACUAUUAAUCUUUAUUUAGCUUUACAUGAACCUAUUUAUUUCUGUAUAUAAAUUAUCCUGUAUAGAAUCACAUACUAUCUAGUGCACCACACAUUUGCCAGUAUGGAGAUGAUGCUCGAUAUGUGCACAAACACAGCACAGUGUAUAGUUCCUUUUAACAUAAUCAUAUAAUGCUGAAAUGUGUAUUUUGAAAGUUUGUAUGUUAAGGUGUUUUAUCAUUGUGUAAUUUUGGUGUUCAUUCUAAACAAUCAGAAAAAAAAGGAAAUUUUGUUAACUUGGAUAGUUUUCACUGAGGACUGUCCCAUAUGCUGUUUACUAAACUCUGGGUUCAUUCCAGGCAUUACACCCCGUAGAACAGAUCAUUCACUCACUCUAUAUGCAGUCAGAGAGAUAAUGCGUAAUCAAUAAAGCAACAAUUGUAAGAAUCCCCUUGAGAAUUUUUGUAUUUACUUAUUUAUUUCAAGACACUUUUAUAUUAUGAGAUCUUUAUGUUUAUGCUCACUUUUAUGAUAAGGGAUUUUUUCACAGUAAGUCAACAGAUGUUUUUUUGAACAGUUAAAUUUUUUACCACACACCCUGAUGAGUUGUUGUGAUUUGUCAACCACUGACAUGAUCAGGUCAGAUUAACAAAACAGAAUCCCUGCAGGUCCUUUUUACUGUACGUUUCCCAGAAAGGCACAUGCAAGGUAUGUGCUGAUGUUGAGAUACAGAUGUUUGUUCAUCAAUUCUUUGCCUAAAAUGCAUACAAUUAACUAGCUUGCAGGAAUGUUUGUGCAAUAUGAGACAGUUCCCAGCUUAGCUGAGAAGAAAUGUGUUGUUUUGUAACAUGGCAGCCGUUUUCUGUUUUGUGGCCUAAAUGCUUUGAGAAUGUAACAUUACUGUUGUAGGCUUUUCUAACUUGCUAACCAGUUAUUAAUGACAUUUAGUGGAGUAAAUUAAUAUUGGUUACUUGAUUUGUCAUUGUCAUUCCUCAAAACACUCACAAGCUUGUAAAUAGCAGGAACACUGUCUUUCUCUUAUUUUCACCAGAAUAUGACAUCAAGAAAUAAUUAAUAAAGUGUAACAAACAAAGAGAGAAAAUAUUAUCUUGGUCACAUUGCAGAUAUAUAUGAUACAAAUAUGACCUUGUUUCAUGUUGAAUUUUGUUGGAGUUGACUGUAGAUGAACUCAUAUGGGGUUAUGUGCGCUACAAAGGAUGAAUGUUGUAGGCUUAAGGUGGCAUAGUGCUGGGCAGUUUGUAUUAUUUGACAGUUCUGUGUCUGUUAAGGUGAGCUAUCCUUGUUUGAAACUAAGCUAUGUACUUUUGUAUUGCUUUCAUAAUUCACAUUGUAAAUGCCUAUUUUGUAUCACAUGUACAGUCUGUGUUUGAGUUUCUUAAUGAAUAAUGCUUUUUUCCCUCCUGUCAGUGUGGUGGUUAUGGUUGUAAUAAUACUGUAUGACAUUUUAACAACAACAUAUGCCCGUCAUAUUUCAGUGAUUUUAUUAUGAAUAUCUGAAAUAAAGAGAUAAAACACAAGGUAUUUUAUUUCAGAAUCACA
Molecule: messenger RNA, 5442 nt
Organism: Siniperca chuatsi (mandarin fish)
Lineage: Eukaryota; Metazoa; Chordata; Actinopteri; Centrarchiformes; Sinipercidae
Product: zinc finger CCCH domain-containing protein 6
Exons: 12
Coding region: 375-3902 (1175 amino acids)
Biological process (GO): negative regulation of DNA-templated transcription
Cellular component (GO): nucleus
Molecular function (GO): RNA binding; metal ion binding
Source: RefSeq, a predicted model, not a curated record